Molecule: messenger RNA, 1005 nt
Organism: Wickerhamiella sorbophila
Lineage: Eukaryota; Fungi; Ascomycota; Dipodascomycetes; Dipodascales; Trichomonascaceae
Product: SVP1-like protein 2
Exons: 1
Coding region: 1-1005 (334 amino acids)
Biological process (GO): autophagy of mitochondrion; nucleophagy; protein localization to phagophore assembly site
Cellular component (GO): extrinsic component of membrane; phagophore assembly site membrane; cytosol
Molecular function (GO): protein binding; phosphatidylinositol-3,5-bisphosphate binding; phosphatidylinositol-3-phosphate binding
Source: RefSeq, a predicted model, not a curated record
AUGAUCAAGUCGGGUCUUGUAAAAGAUGGAGUGAGUAAAUUGAACGGAGUCAAAUUCAACAGGGACAACAGCUGUUUCGUGCUGGCUCAUGAAAAUGGCUUCAAAGUGUUCAACUCAGAUCCAAUGGUCGAGUGGAUCUCGCGUGACUUCACCGAUGGCGGGCUUGGGCAGGUGGCUCUGCUUGAACGCACCAAUUGCCUGGCGCUGGUGGGAGGCGGAAAGCAUCCAAAGUAUCCCACAAACAAGGUUGCUAUAUGGGAUGAUAUGCGAGAUCAGGCGGUCACUUUAUUGGAAGUCAAUUCGCCUGUUUUGAAUGUAUUUAUUACCAAAACCAGAGUGGUGAUUUUGACAAUCAACCAGGUUACUGUGUACUCGUUCGGAGCCUCACCAAGUAUCUUGGCUACUUUUGAUACCGCGUCAAAUCCACAGGGUGUGGGGGCGAUGGCCAAUGGGCUGUUAGUUGUUCCUGCCAUCGCCGAGGGCAGGGUCCAGUUGAUUGAGACAGAAAACGGGGAGUGUCGAAUUUUGGGGCUUUUGCGGGCUCACAAAUCGACAAUCAGAGCGUUAGCGAUCAAUUCGCGAUUUAUUGCCACCGCCAGUGUCACUGGUACCAUUAUACGAGUGUUUCGCAUCGAGUCCAAGACGGUCAUCCACGAAUUCAGGAGAGGGCUCGACAAAGCGGACAUAUUUUCGUUGGCGUUUUCUCCGUCAGACCAGCUCGCUUGCCUAUCUGACAAGAAAACAUUGCAUAUAUAUGACAUGCACGCUGGAAUCAACCGGCGACAUGCUCUUCAGGGACUGCCGCUGGGUCCCAAGUAUUUAAAAUCCGAAUGGAGCUAUGUUUCCGCACAUACAGAACACGCGACGGAAGGCGUUCUCGGUUGGAUUGAUGAUCGAUGUCUAGUGGCUGUCUGGCUACAGGCUAUGCGAUGGGAGAAAUAUACAGUCUUGCCGGAGGCCGGAGAGCUGGUAAGAGAAGCAUGGCGGAGACUUACCGUUGAAUGA